ACGUUAACUGCCAUAACGACCACCUAGGAAAAGCAGAGAGGAAAAUCUCCAAAUAAUCUCCAUUAGCCCAAAAUAUUAGAGACAAGAAAUUGCAUCAAAUCAUCAACCAUGUCAUCCUCUUUUGAUUCAUUCACCCCUGAAGGAGAUCAAAAUGACCCCACAGUGCUGCAUGUCCAACACGAUCAUGUGUCACCUACCUCCCACCCUUUUGUUGAUGAUGGCUACACAGGUGAUGACUCGUCAUUCCCUGGAGAAACACCAUUGCCACAAGAAAAUUUCUUCAAUGACAACAUGCAUUCUUCUGAGGGGUAUGGGUUUGGUUUGCCUUCUCCAAGUACUGAAUUUUCCUCACCCUUUGAGACUGAUGGUGGUGGUGGUGGUGAUGGUGUUUUUGCUUCUGAUGGGCCAAUUCUGCCUGAACCUGGUGAAAUGCAGGAGUUAGGAGUCAAAUUCCGUGAGUGGCGCAGGCAAAAUGCCCUCCAUUUAGAGGAAAAGGAGAAAAGAGAGAAGGAGAUGAGAAACCAGAUCAUCAAUGAAGCUGAAGAGUAUAUACGAGCUUUUUAUGAGAAGAGGCAGCAGAAUUGCGAAACUAACAAAGCUCAGAACAGAGAAAGAGAGAAGCUGUACUUGGCCAAUCAAGAGAAGUUCCAUAAAGAGGCAGACAAACAUUACUGGAAAGCCAUUGCAGAGAUCAUUCCUCGAGAGGUGCCGAACAUUAAAAGGAGAGGGGGUAAGAAAGAGGAUGAUAAGAAACCUUCCAUUAUGGUAAUUCAGGGUCCAAAGCCUGGAAAACCCACUGAUCUUUCAAGGACGAGACAGCUUUUCUUGAAGCUGAAACAGAACCCUCCACCUCACAUGAUGCCUCCCCCUCCCACACCUGCCAAAGAUGGAAAGGAUGCAAAGGAUGGGAAAGAUGCAAAGGAUGGGAAGGAUGGGAAGGAUGCAAAGGAUGGGAAGGAUGGCAAGGGUGAAAAUGAAGGGAAAGAUGCCAAGAAUGAGAAAACUCCCGCACCAACAUCUGCUACUGCAGCUGCAGCUGCCGAUGGAAACAAGCCUGCUUCACCCUGUAAAGACAUUGCCAAAAGUAGUUCAUUUGACUUGUCGAAAUUAGAUGUUCUUGCUGCAGCUGCUGCCGAAGGUGAGCAAGCUGCUGAAGGUGAGCAAUCUGCCGAAGGUGAGCAAGCUGCCGAAGGUGAGCAAUCUGCUGAAGGUGAGCAAGCCACUGCUUAGUGAUGGUUCCUAUUAUUCAUACCAUCAUUUCCUAUUCUACUUGUAAGGUCUCAGCUUAACCAUUCGUUAUGCAAACUGCGAAUAAGUUCAGCUCUCUAUAGAUGUUAUCGAGCUUCCUUCAUGAACUGUGGAGAGCUUUCUUCCUAACUAUAGGAUGUUCUAGGCUUUACUUGCAAAAGAUUUCUGUUAAUUCCAAUUUUUUUCCAGAUUCAUUGUUUA
Molecule: messenger RNA, 1449 nt
Organism: Populus trichocarpa (black cottonwood)
Lineage: Eukaryota; Viridiplantae; Streptophyta; Magnoliopsida; Malpighiales; Salicaceae
Product: clathrin light chain 1
Exons: 4
Coding region: 109-1230 (373 amino acids)
Biological process (GO): clathrin coat assembly; intracellular protein transport; clathrin-dependent endocytosis
Cellular component (GO): plasma membrane; clathrin coat of trans-Golgi network vesicle; clathrin coat of coated pit
Molecular function (GO): clathrin heavy chain binding; structural molecule activity
Source: RefSeq, a predicted model, not a curated record